This is a messenger RNA of Epinephelus fuscoguttatus (brown-marbled grouper), 4362 nucleotides long. It is a transcript of the gene cdh11, whose product is annotated as cadherin 11, type 2, OB-cadherin (osteoblast). Gene Ontology annotation, biological process: calcium-dependent cell-cell adhesion; cell morphogenesis; homophilic cell-cell adhesion. Gene Ontology annotation, cellular component: catenin complex; plasma membrane; adherens junction. Bases 846 to 3293 code for a protein of 815 amino acids. Lineage: Eukaryota; Metazoa; Chordata; Actinopteri; Perciformes; Serranidae. The transcript is spliced from 16 exons. The record is from RefSeq and is a predicted model, not a curated record. Gene Ontology annotation, molecular function: cadherin binding; calcium ion binding.
CUCACACCGCUUCCGAGGCUCUUGGAGGGAGGACGGAUAAACGGCGCUGACGGUACCGGAUUUGAUACUCGAAGGAGGGGAGGGAUGCUACGGUGAUUUCCCUUCUUUUCUCUCCCGACACACACCACCAUCACCACUCCUCUUCAUCACUUCAAUCUCGGAACCUUAAUCCAGACGCACUACUGCUCUUUUAUUAUUAUUAUCAUUAUUAUUAUUAUUAUUAUUAAUACUCAUCUUUGAACCCAUUUGGUUGGUUUUUGCCUCUGCGCUCCAGCGGAUAAAAAAAAAAAAAAAAAAAAAAACAGAACAUUUUGGGUUUUUUCUCCCACCUCUUCUCCAAGCGCACACAAACAGAAAAAAACUGGGUUUUCAAUCAGUGGAUGUGUUGGACAUCUGAUACAAGAAGCAAUACUUGCUAAGAGAAGUGAUCGUUUUCGGCUGGCUUGUAUGUAUUGGGGGAAUUUCCUUGGAGAGACGGACUGCGCACGGAGUCUCUCACUUCCACUUCCACUUCCAAGGCAGAUCUGUGUCGCCGUGCAGAGGAGAAAACCCUCAACGUAUCCGACACCAGUAAUGAGCUAAAGGCCCUGCCAUCAGAGGAGAGAGGGAGUUAACCAAUUGUGAGAGAAGACGAAGAAGAAACGAGGAGAAGAAAGGCAGUAACGUGACAGUCGGUGAUGAGUAUCCGCACCAACUGGCCCCUUCUCAGCUAAUGAACUAGGAAGUUCAUCAACAACAUUUCGUUAGCAAAAACAGGAUACUGCCUCAGUGGGAGCGGAGCUCCACUGAGAGGAACCAGAAAGUAGGGGGCGGAGUGAAGUGUACGGUCGCUCAGGUUGGGCACGAUGGCGAUGCGGCAGGGUCUUGGGCCGCUGAGGGCCUUCCUGGUGCUGGUGGGAGUUUCUGCGCUCUGUAGCGUUGCAUUAGGAACCCGGAAAGGAAACGCUUCUUUGGAUCAAAGAAGCCACAGACACAGACAUCCAGGUCACUUGUCGCUGCAUAGACACAAACAGAGGGCGGGGAAGGAGGGACAGGUGCUCCACAGGUCCAAACGAGGAUGGGUCUGGAAUCAGUUCUUCGUCAUUGAGGAGUACACUGGGCCUGACCCAGUUCUGGUGGGCAGGCUCCACUCAGACGUAGAUUCAGGCAAUGGCAACAUCAAGUACAUCCUGUCCGGCGAAGGUGCGGGUACGAUCUUUGUCAUCGAUGACAAGACGGGCAACAUCCACGCCACGAAAACCCUGGACCGUGAGGAGCAGGCCCAGUACACUUUAACAGCCCAGGCCGUGGACAGAGACACUAAUAAGCCUCUGGAGCCUCCAUCAGAGUUCAUAGUGAAAGUUCAAGACAUCAACGAUAAUCCUCCUGAGUUUCUUCACGGGCCGUACUAUGCCAGGGUGCCUGAGAUGUCCAAUGUUGGUACGUCAGUGAUGCAGGUGACAGCUACAGAUGCUGAUGACCCCACCUACGGCAACAGCGCCAGGCUGGUGUACAGCAUACUGCAAGGACAACCCUAUUUCUCUGUGGAGCCUCAGACAGGUAUAAUCCGUACUGCCUUGCCAAACAUGGACCGUGAGGCUCGUCAGGAGUAUGAUGUUGUCAUCCAGGCCAAAGACAUGGGCGGUCACAUGGGUGGGCUGUCAGGGACCACUGAGGUUAAAAUCACCCUCACAGACGUCAACGACAACCCUCCAAAGUUCCCACAGAGUGUGUAUCCCAUGUCUGUAUCGGAGGAUAAAGUGCCAGGAGAGGAGGUGGGCCGUCUCAAGGCCAAAGACCCUGACCUCGGAGACAACGGGAUGGUGAAAUAUCGCUUAACGGAUGGAGAUGGACUGAGCAUGUUUGAACUGAGCACUGACUCCGAGACCAAAGAGGCUGUUAUUAAACUGAAGAAGCCGGUGGACUUUGAGACUAAAAGGUCGUACACUUUGAAGGUGGAGGGAUCCAACCCUCAUGUCGACCCUCAGUACCUUGCUUGGGGGCCUUAUAAGGACGAAGCCACAAUAAAGAUAUCAGUGGAGGAUGCAGAUGAGCCGCCAGUGUUUGUAGCUCCCAGUUACACUUUUGAGGUGGAAGAGAACGCGCCUGAAGGCACCCUGGUGGGACGAGUCCACGCCAAGGACACUGAUGUUGCCAACAAUCCCGUCAGGUACAUGAUCCCUCUGUACACAGACGUCGAGCAGUUCUUCAGCAUAAGCGCAGAUGACGGCAUGAUCACCACGACAAGACCAUUGGACAGAGAGACGCAGCCCUGGCAUAAUAUAUCUGUGUCAGCCACAGAGAUAGGAGGUCAUCACCAAGACACCAAAGUGCGUGUGAACAUUAAAGUUAAAGAUGUGAAUGACAACGCCCCGGAGUUUGCCACCAACAACGAAGUCCUCAUGUGUGAAACUGUCGCGCCGGGGAAGGUUAUUGAAACCGUAAGCGCAGUGGACAAAGAUGAGAUGGCUCACAGACAACACUUCACCUUCAGCCUCGCUCCGGAGGUCACCCACAACCAAAACUUCUCCCUCAAAGACAACAGAGACAGCACAGCCAGUAUCUAUGUGCUCCGUAAAGGAUUCAGCCGGGUGACCCAGGACGUUUUCUACCUUCCCAUUGAGAUAAACGACAACGGCUUCCCCGCCAUGAGCAGCACCAACACCCUGACCAUCAGAGUGUGUUCCUGUGACAGCAGAGACACCAUCCUGUCCUGUAAUGUGGAGCCCUACGUCCUACCUGCUGGUCUCAGCACCGGGGCGCUGAUAGCUAUACUGGCCUGUAUUGUCAUUCUGCUGGCGAUUGUGGUGUUGUUUGUUGCACUGAGGCGUCAAAAGAAGGAGCCGUUGAUAGUGUUCGAGGAGGAGGACAUCAGGGAGAAUAUUAUCACUUAUGACGACGAGGGAGGUGGUGAGGAGGACACGGAGGCUUUUGACAUUGCAACACUGCAGAACCCAGACGGUGCCAACGGUUUCCUGCCAAGAAAGGACAUGAAACCGGAGCUUCAGUAUCCCAUCAGGCCCGGCGGCCGUCCUGCAGCCAACAGCGUCGACGUUGAUGACUUCAUCAAGACUCGAAUUGCAGAGGCUGACAGCGACCCGACUGCGCCGCCCUACGACUCCAUUCAGAUCUACGGAUACGAGGGCAGAGGAUCAUUGGCUGGGUCACUGAGUUCCCUCGAGUCUGUCACAACAGAGUCUGACUUGGAUUAUGACUAUCUGCAGAGUUGGGGGCCGAGGUUUAAGAAGCUGGCAGAUUUGUACGGGACCAAAGACUGCUUCCUUAACGAUGGUGACGAUGGUGAAGACUCUUAACAGCGGUCUUUUCUGAGUGGACGCCCCAGAUUUCUGAUUUAUUGAUUCCAUGAGGAUUUGUUAACUGAGGGUUAACACUCCCCAGUACCCAAUUGUUACCACCUGAUCGGUUCAUGCCAAUGUGUCAACGGACGUUAACAGCUCUCCCUUCCAUGGCGCCUCCCUGGUCCUCCAAGAUGAUUUGUUAAUGAACACAUAAUAAACGCUUGGACUCCGCUCCCCCAAAUCUCUCCUUCCCCGCCUACAGUAUGUCUCCUUCCCUCUCUCUUUCUACAGACUUGAGCAUCGCAGGGCUGGGAGAUUUGUUAUGUCACCAGUUUGUCAGUUUGAAAGUAAAUUGUUGGGAAAAAAAUGUUGCUGUGUGAUCAAAAUGACUUGCUUAUAGCUAACUGUUUAGUUUCUUAGAGGUUCUAUAUACUUUCUGUGGACUGGAUUCACGUACAUCCUCAACGGUUCCUGAGAGAGAUUUUAUUCCCUUAACAACAGGUUCCUGAGCGGGUGUGCUUCACUUAGUUGCUCUCUUUGUGGUGUACGUAAAAUACACACGGAAAGAGAGGACGAGAGAUACAAGCUGAUGAAAAGAAAAAGUUAGAACGGGAUCCAGUAACUACCUGAAGUUAUGAAAGAGAAAUAAAAGGUAAUAAUGAUGCGUCGGUAAGGUGAUACAACAAAAUGCUUUUUUUCAAAUUUUUUGUUGUGUGUGCAGAAUUCAGCAGGUACUGUGGUUUAGACAGCAUGACAGACUCUGGGUUGUUGAUACUUUGAAGGCGCUCACAGCAUCUUCACAGUAUGGUGGCCUUAUAAUAAAUAAACAACAACUCCAGGGGUAAACACAACAAGAGUAACGAUAGAGACCGCUAGCUUCAGUAGCUACACAGACAAAAUGAACCCACGCGGACUGAGUAUCUGUGAAAACGCUACACGAAUACCUUUUUUUUCUACUCCCAAAAAGACUCAACUUGGACUCAAUUUAAAAAGAAACAAACUGUGGAUGAUUCUUUGUUUUCAUUCUUCACUGCAGAGAAGACGUGAAAAGAAAAGCUGCCCUUCUCCACGCCCCCCUGUGUCC